AUGGCUGAUCCAUCUUAUCACAACAUGGGCCAGCCCGAGGACCCUUCGAACCCUCGGUCCCACCUCGCCCUGGAGCUGCUCCUUAUCCUCAACCUGGAGCUGCUCCCUAUCCUCACCCUGCUCAUAGUCAAUGGGCCACGUAUGGCUCCCCUCAACAGCAAUACCAGGAUGUGCCCCCUCAAGCCCCCCUAUAAUGCCGCUCCGCCACAGCCAUUGGGGGACCCGAAUAUGGCUGGAUUAGCUUCCCAGAUGAGUGGCCUAGGCAUUGCGGCGGACCCAGGAGCAAGAACGAAUCGGAAGAAACAUCGGCAUGCAUUCCAUGACAUCGGAACAGGGUCUGCGGCAGCGGCGCAAGGUUUUGACCAGACACCUGCUGCGGGGCCGGAGCAGUCAACCUCGCAAUUCCUCAGCACAGGUUUGAAUCAAGUGCCUCGCGCAGUAUCACCAGGAUUCCCUCAGCCUGGCCAACCCGCCGGACCAGGUCCCACGCAGCCAGGCCUUGCACGCGGGCCCGAUUCUGUGGCUACCCAGGGCAAGGUUGACCCCGAGCACAUUCCAAGUAUCCCUCGGUCUCGCGACGGCCCUGCCCAGUAUUACUUCAACCAUGUAUACCCAACAAUGGACCAGCACCUCCCUCCGCCCGCCGCCAUUCCCUUCGUGGCCCACGAUCAAGGCAACUCGUCGCCCAAAUACGCGCGCCUCACCAUCAACAAUAUACCCGCAGCCUCCGAUUUCCUCUCCUCGCUCGGACUGCCCAUGGGCAUGAUCCUGCAGCCUCUCGCUCCUCUCGACCCCGGUGAACAGCCGAUUCCCGUGCUGGAUUUUGGAGAUGUUGGGCCCCCGCGAUGCCGACGGUGCAGGACAUACAUCAACCCCUUUAUGUCUUUCCGCUCCGGCGGUAGCAAGUUCGUCUGCAACAUGUGUACAUUCCCCAACGAUACACCCACCGAAUACUACGCGCCAUUGGAUCCAUCCGGUGCGCGUGUGGAUCGCAUGCAACGACCGGAGCUAUUGAUGGGCACAGUCGAGUUCUUGGUUCCAAAAGAAUACUGGAACAAGGAGCCUGUGGGGCUACGGACUCUCUUUUUGAUUGAUGUGAGCCGUGAGUCGUACCAACGGGGCUUCCUGAAGGCAGUGUGUGCAGGCAUCUCCCAGGCGUUGUAUGGAGAGGAUGGAGCUGCUGAUGGCACAGAAGGCGAUGAGUCUGCUCGCAGGGUACCUGUGGGCUCGAAAGUGGGUAUCGUCACGUUCGACACUGAAGUCCACUUCUACAACCUUGCUUCAUCAUAUGGACAGGCGCAGAUGAUGGUAAUGACCGACCUGGAGGAGCCAUUUGUCCCGUUGAGUGAAGGUCUUUUUGUCGACCCAUAUGAGUCCAAGUCCGUGAUCACAACGCUCUUGGGCAAAAUCCCUAGCAUUUUCUCUCAGGUCAAGAACCCCACCCCCGCAUUACUUCCUACCUUGAAUGCGGCUCUAUCGGCCCUUCAGGAGACCGGAGGAAAAGUGGUCGCCUCGGUUGCGAGCCUACCCACUGCCGGCCCAGGGCAGCUCUCCGUGCGAGAGGACCCUAAAAUCCAUGGAACUGAAGCAGAGCGCAAGCUGUUCGCAACCGAGAAUCCAGCCUGGAGAAAGACGGCUAGCAAGCUUGCUGAGGCUGGAGUUGGCGUAGACAUCUUCAUCGCCGCCCCCGGUGGCGCUUAUGUGGAUGUGGCGACUAUCGGCCAUGUCGCUGCACUCUCCGGCGGAGAGACAUUUUUCUAUCCCAAUUUCCACGCACCUCGCGAUAUCCAGAAGGUGCGCGAGGAACUGGUCCACAGCGUCACUCGGGAGACUGGCUACCAGGCCUUGAUGAAAGUUCGUUGCUCCAAUGGCCUACAAGUAUCUUCGUACCAUGGAAACUUUGUGCACCAUACUCUGGGUGCCGAUCUGGAGAUUGGUGGCAUAGAUGCAGACAAGGCUGUUGGCGUCAUCUUCGGCUACGAUGGCAAGCUUGAUCCCAAGCUGGAUGCGCACUUCCAGGCUGCAUUGCUCUACACCUCUGCAGAUGGCCAACGGCGGGUUCGUUGCAUCAAUGUCGUUGCAGCGGUUAAUGAGGGCGGGAUCGACACGAUGCGGUACAUUGACCAAGAUGCCGUGGUGGCGGUUAUCGCCAAAGAAGCUGCCUCGAAAACACUCGAUAAGUCUCUCAAGGACAUCCGUAACAGUAUCUCUGAGAAGACGGUCGAUAUCUUCAGCGGAUAUCGCAAGAUCUUCUCUGGGUCCCAUCCUCCUGGUCAACUCGUUUUGCCGGAGAACUUGAAAGAAUUCUCCAUGUACACUUUGAGCUUGACAAAGUCCAGAGCAUUCAAAGGUGGCCAUGAAUCAUCAGACCGCCGGGUUCAUGACCAGCGGAUGAUUCGUUCCAUCGGCUGUACUGAACUUUCCCUAUAUCUUUACCCCCGCAUCAUCCCUAUUCAUAACAUGGAUGCUGAGGAUGGGUUCCCCAACGAGCAUGGGCAGCUCCAAGUCCCACCUGCCUUGCGCGCCAGCUUCUCCAAGAUCGAAGAGGGCGGCGCUUACUUGGUGGACAAUGGCCAGGUGGUCCUACUGUGGCUCCAUAGCCAAGUUUCGCCCAACCUGCUCGAGGAUCUCUUUGGCCCCGGGAAUGACUCAUUGCAAGGCCUCGAUCCCAACACUUCGUCGCUCCCCGUUCUGGAAACACACCUGAACGCCCAGGUGCGCAAUCUCCUGCAGUACUUCUCUACGGUUCGCGGAUCCAAAGCCGUCACAAUCCAACUGGCCCGACAAGGGAUGGAUGGGGCGGAGUACGAGUUCGCCCGUCUGCUACUGGAGGAUCGGAACAACGAGGCCCAGAGCUACGUGGAUUGGCUGGUGCAUACUCACCGACAGAUCAACUUGGAGUUGGCUGGCCACCGCAAAAAAAGAGGAGACGUCAACGAGCGAGGGUGCCUUGGCUAG
Messenger RNA from Penicillium chermesinum, 2958 nucleotides. RefSeq names its product Sec23/Sec24 family protein. Gene Ontology annotation, molecular function: SNARE binding; zinc ion binding. The coding region runs from base 1 to 2958 and encodes 985 amino acids. Gene Ontology annotation, biological process: COPII-coated vesicle cargo loading; endoplasmic reticulum to Golgi vesicle-mediated transport; intracellular protein transport. NCBI's taxonomy places the organism in Eukaryota, Fungi, Ascomycota, Eurotiomycetes, Eurotiales, Aspergillaceae. Gene Ontology annotation, cellular component: COPII vesicle coat; endoplasmic reticulum exit site. The record is from RefSeq and is a predicted model, not a curated record. The transcript has 7 exons.